Botrytis cinerea B05.10 is the source of this 2024-nucleotide messenger RNA. RefSeq lists its product as hypothetical. The transcript has 2 exons. The coding region runs from base 98 to 1867 and encodes 589 amino acids. NCBI's taxonomy places the organism in Eukaryota, Fungi, Ascomycota, Leotiomycetes, Helotiales, Sclerotiniaceae. The record is from RefSeq and is a predicted model, not a curated record.
GGUGGUUGAUCAAUAAUAUGAUGUUGAAGACGUGUACAUAUACCUGGACAUCCUCUUAAUCUUCUUUCUACCAUAAUUCGAAACACCGUCAUCCAACAUGGCCUCAGCAACACAAACCAUCACAAGUGCGAAGAACAAUUACCAAGUCACGUAUAAAAAUGAGAGAUAUCCUUCCGAUGCAGAUCUCAAACGUGCUAACAGGCUCAUUCCACAUGUUCUCGAGGAAGAGGCACGUGAAAAUCCUCAAAGAAUCGUGGCAAUGAUUGCCAAGACAACUGACAUAUCCGAGGGAUUCCACGAAGUCAACGCUGGACAGUUUUUGUGUGGUGUGGACUUCCUAGCUAAUUGGAUCGACGCCAUUAAGUCUGAAUUUUCAUCGACCGAGACAUUCGCGUUUCUUGGGUCUCAGGACUUUCGCUAUCCGAUCAUUGAGAUUGCUUGUAUGAAAACUGGAAACCCUCUGCUUUUACCAAGGGUUGGAAAUGCAUUAGGAAACACGGUUUCAUUGCUCAAGGCAACCAAAAGCACAAAAGUUUUCUACACAUCGCAAUAUUCAGAUCUUGCUGCACGAAUUUUGGAGGUGCUCCCAACUCUGGAAAAGCACGAAAUACCGACGCUACAGGAGAUAAUAACCACAAAAAGCAAGCCGUACCUUUACUUGAAGAAUUGGGAUACACAUAAAGAUGAGCUUGCAUUGAUUAUUCAUACAUCGGGUUCCACAGGUGCACCAAAGCCAAAGAAUUGCAGCUAUGAAUACCUCAGUGGUUUCAUCAACAGCAGUGUAUUGUUACCUGAAGUACCUGGAAGAACGAUUGCAGGCUUCAAGUUUGUAGAAAAAGACAAACUACUCUUGAGUGGGUGUAGCUUCUCUCAUGCAUCUGGGCUCGGCCUGGCGUUCUCAACGAUCUUCUUAGGUUCGACCUUGGUUCGUGGCCCACCAAAUGAACCAUCUAGUGGGAGGAUACUUCAUGAAAUCAUGAAAGCUCUUCCAAUUCAUGGACUAAUGGAGGUUCCAAGCAUUACGGAGCAAUUAUUCUUGAAUCAUAGCAAGGGCCUCGAAGACGAAAUCGCUGCUUUGAAACAUAUUUCCUGGCUCGGAGGUCCACUAUCACAGAAAACAGGUGACUUCAUUGUCCGCAGUACUGACGCAGUACUGUGGCAAAUCUUCGGGUCGACUGAAUCUACCCAGUUGCCACUUCUUGUACCACCCAAAUCACAUUGGUCACAUCUCGAAUUCCACCCCCAAUUUCUACCGGAACUAGAGCCAGUGAACUCUGAUUCUACGCUCUGCGAAAUAAUUUUGAACAAAUACAAUGAUCUAGCUCUUGCUUGGGCUCAGCCUGUUUUUCAUAUGGCACCUGAUCAGACUCAGUGGAGGACCAGGGAUAUUGUGCGCCGUUGCGAAGAUUCACUUGCCAAUGGAAUUGGUACACUAUGGAAAUUUGAAAGCCGAAUCGAUGAUCUUCUUAUCCUUUCCAAUGCGUCCAAAGUCAAUCCUGUGUACAUUGAGACUUUCCUCCAAUCACACCCGCUAUUGAACGGCUGUCUUGUCUUUGGAGCGGGUAGAACUCGUUGUGGGAUCUUAUUAGAACCGAAAGAAGAUUCGACAUUGACGGAGGAAGAUUUGGUAGAAAAAUUAUGGCCGGACGUGCAACAAGCUAAUGAUACGGUACCAGAACACGCUCGAGUUGAGCGCCAUCUGGUUCUCGUGGCGAAGAAGGACAAGAGGUUUGAGAGGGCUGCUAAGGGAACUUUUAUUCGAUCCAUUUGUACAAAAAUGUACGAAGCUGAGAUUGAUAGUGUGUACGCAGCGUUCGAGGCAAGGAAAUCCGGGUGCAACAAACCAGUUCUCAAGUUGCAAAUUUAGAUCACUUUGGUUCUCUCUCUUUAUUUGCAGUCAGCUUUAGGAAAUCGGAAUGCAUUUUUGAUUAUUGAUAUCAUAUAACACAUACAAACAGUAACUAUCCUAUGCACGACAUUUUUUUAUUCAGUUCAUUAAUGUAAAUGACAAUAGUUUGUUUACA